CAGGCGGCCCGCCGCUCGCAGCUCGCGACCCCGGAAGGCAGCGCCCGCGGCCCAGCGGCCCCAGGCUGCCGGUGCCGCGCCGCCCGCGCGUGGCGCCAGGACCAGCACGCCGGGCCGGCAGGGAAAACGGCCUCCCGGGACCGCGGCGCCCCUCGGCUGGAGCGCGAGCCAGCACCGCUCUGAGGUCACCGGCUCAGGAUGGGGAACCACGUGGGAAAGCGAGAGUCAAGUGCGGAGAAAGCCAGUAGGGACGGUGGCGCUCACAGAGGAGAACCUGGGAGAAGGAGGGAUCUCAGUGAACUCGCCCAGGCGUCCUCAGAAGACAACGAGGUGUUCGGAGAGGCAGAUGCGAACCAGGACAAUGGAACCUCGUCUGAGGACACAGCGGUGACAGACUCCAAGCGCACAGUGGACCCAAAGAAUGCCUGGCAGGAUGCCCGCCCAGCUGACCCAGGGAGCCGCCCCCACUUGAUCCGCCUCUUUUCCCGAGAUGCCCCGGGGAGGGAGGACAACACCUUCAAAGACAGGCCCUCUGAGUCCGACGAGCUCCAGACCAUCCCAGAAGACACUGCCGCAGAUCCUGAGAGCCUGGGUGUGAUGGCGUCACAGAAGAGACCCUCGCAGAGACACGGGUCCAAGUACCUGGCCACAGCAAGUACCAUGGACCAUGCCCGGCAUGGCUUCCUCCCGAGGCACAGAGACACGGGCAUCCUUGACUCCAUCGGGCGCUUCUUUGGUGGUGACAGGGGUGCGCCCAAACGGGGCUCAGGCAAGGUACCCUGGCUAAAGCAGAGCAGGAGCCCUCUGCCCUCUUAUGCCCGCAGCCAGCCUGGGCUGUGCAACAUGUACAAGGACUCGCACGCGGCCAGGACUGCCCACUACGGCUCCCUGCCCCAGAAGUCUCAGCACGGCCGGCCCCAAGACGAAAACCCUGUAGUCCAGUUCUUCAAGAACAUCGUGACACCUCGCACACCACCUCCGUCACAAGGAAAGGGCAGAGGACUGUCCCUCAGCAGAUUCAGCUGGGGGGCCGAGGGGCAGAAGCCAGGAUUUGGCUAUGGAGGCAGAGCUUCCGACUAUAAAUCGGCUCACAAGGGAUUCAAGGGGGCCCACGACGCCCAGGGCACGCUUUCCAAAAUCUUUAAGCUGGGAGGAAGAGACAGCCGCUCCGGAUCUCCCAUGGCCAGACGCUGAAGCCCCGCCUCCUGUCCAGAACCCGCCCUCAGCUUCUUCACAUAACUGCCUUAAACUUAAUUCCCUUCGCGUGGACUAGCUAGUUAGAGCAGACGACCCUCCCUAACCCCUGCAGCUGUGCCAGCGAAGGCUGCGCACGGCACCCUAGGGCAAUUUCUGGCCGAUAGUCAAAUGCAAAAAAUGUAAACAAAAAAGGUCAAAACUGUCACUUUUCAUUUGAAGAUUGAGCUUCCUCAGGGCCUUUGGUGCGCUGCACGUGGCCCUGAUGCACAGGGGUCUGGUCUUCGUAGGUCCAAGGCCCCUGGCGUCCCCCCAGUUUGCCCCGCCUCCCCCCUGGACUUUCUUUUUGCCGGGACAGGGCUGCCCCUUGAAGCUUUGGCUGGCAGGCACUGCCGUGGAGAUGCCUCGCUGCGGAGCCAGAGAACGUGGGCGGGGACUGUGUGAUCCAGCUUCCUUGGUUUUCUUUCCCGUCCUUCUCUCACCUCCUAAAGCACACUUUAUUUUUCCUAACAGGAUUAGACAGUCCAGGAGUGGCUUACUACACGUGGGAGCUUUUGGUACGUGAACGCAGGCUGGGCAGCUGUGAGAGACCAGUGUGGGGCGGCACAGAGAGGGGGCGCCUCCGGGGACCCCCACACCCCACCUGCAGAAUCCGAGCGUGGCAGAGGGAGGGAAGGAGGCACACGGGCUGGGCGAUGGCCCCAGGCAGGAAACGGCAACCUGGGGAGUCAGGCACGGAGACCUCCUGCACGUGGCCUCUGGAGCGGCCACUGUGAAGAAGCCGCUUCCUGCCCAGAGCCCAGGAGAGUCCAGGAGACGGCGCGUCUCAGAGAGGGAUCAGGAGUUCUCUGGGUGGCCUUGCAGAGUCACUCCGGUCCCUGGCAUUGGGUGUGACCAGCGUGGCUCGCACUGGCAGUGUCCAUUGGCACACUAACCCGCAGUGAGCGUAUAACCUCCCCCUUCAGUCCCGUCCUAGAAACCACUGAACGACUUAGCAGCAAGCCCAUUCCUGAGCCACUAACCCAGACACGGGCUGGCCUGGCCGCCCUUCGGGAGGGUCCGCUCUGUGUGCCUCCCCGACCCUGCCCUGCAGACUCACCUCUCGAUGGAGCUUGUCCUCAGAGACCUUCCCGAGUCCCACGCUGGUGCCAUCUGCAUACCACGGGAUGAGGAAUAGUGCAAGGCCAACAUGUAUCUGUAGAUCCCCGUCUAACCCUGAAUGCCUAGUGUGGUCCAGCGUAAUGCCUACUAAUACAUAGCCUCAGCCGUGAGGGGCCAGAGGAAAAGCAGCAGAUUCCAGAAACACACCCGCCCAUUGUUCACAAGAGGGCUCGCCUCUCCCGGCAGUGUGGGCGUGAUCUCCACUCCUGGCUUCGCCCACACAGCAGGUGCUGCGGAGAUGGGUCCUCGGGGACCUCACUGUUCUUGAAUAUUGAAAUAAAAUAAUGAACUUGCA
Molecule: messenger RNA, 2650 nt
Organism: Sciurus carolinensis (gray squirrel)
Lineage: Eukaryota; Metazoa; Chordata; Mammalia; Rodentia; Sciuridae
Gene: Mbp
Product: myelin basic protein
Exons: 10
Coding region: 199-1194 (331 amino acids)
Biological process (GO): myelination
Cellular component (GO): cell periphery; internode region of axon; compact myelin
Molecular function (GO): structural constituent of myelin sheath
Source: RefSeq, a predicted model, not a curated record